Pochonia chlamydosporia 170 is the source of this 801-nucleotide messenger RNA. RefSeq lists its product as hypothetical. The record is from RefSeq and is a predicted model, not a curated record. Lineage: Eukaryota; Fungi; Ascomycota; Sordariomycetes; Hypocreales; Clavicipitaceae. Bases 1 to 801 code for a protein of 266 amino acids. The transcript has a single exon.
AUGUUAGGUAACUUCCUAGGUAUACACUUUCCAAGUUCGCCGCCAAGACCCUUUGACAAAAACUGCCUGAAUCCUUUGCGUCAACAAAGGGCCAGUCUGAGAGUGGAAUAUGAUCGUCGGUGCUGCUUGAACAUCAUUUUCCUUUUGAUCCCCUCCUCCUCGCCUACCUACCCAUCAACGCGACUUAUAACAAAAGUAACGACGGAGAUGCCACUGAGCGACAAAGAAGAUGGCCUUCCGCCCAGUGGAUUCCAUCUUCACUUUGAGUUUGGAGUUUCCUGGAUGUCGGCUCGCAAGGGCAGAAGGCUUACCUAUGUGACCAAACAACAUAAGCAAACCCAGCAUGCGGGGCUUGCUUCUGGGCAUUCAAGACGAGGCUCUUCACGACGAAGGAGCAGUUCCGCACCGCCAGUAUCAAAAUCCACCGCAGCCCAUGAGAGUCGCCAUUCUUCCAGAUCUGUACCAGUGGUAUCUAAAGCUUUGCCCGCAACGCCAAAUCAAUAUCGCCUGGGCGAGGCCGGAAUGCCUUGGACACCUUCGGCAUUCCCAGAAGAUCAUGGCAAUUACGAUAUUGAUGCACAGAUAACGGAGCCGCAGGUUGAUGAUCGAGAGAGGGGGCGCUCUGCUGAAAUGGCAUCCUUGGCUGCAGCAAUGAUGACAGUUGACAAUGGAUUUGAGGACCAGUGGUGGUACCAGGGCACUAGACAAACAACACAAGCUGGCGAUUUAAUUUCACCUGCAAGCUUGUCGCAAUCACAAAGUGCUCAAAGUAUUAUUUCGUUUUUAGAAGAAGAAUCAUAA